Molecule: messenger RNA, 18140 nt
Organism: Paramuricea clavata
Lineage: Eukaryota; Metazoa; Cnidaria; Anthozoa; Malacalcyonacea; Plexauridae
Source: the annotation of a GenBank genome assembly
UCUAGACUUCGUUUGACGGAAGACCAAGUGCAGUGUUUACACAUAUGAUUAGCACUUCAGCUUACCAAAGCAAAUCAAGAUGUCAAUACUAGACGCCACUGCCGCCCCAACUUUAAAGGGAAAGUAAGUAAUGGAGUGAUUUCAAUGAUUUUGCAUCAAUGUAUAUUCUCAUAUAUGUAAUGCGUAAUGCUUUCAUUUACACCUUCAAAGUUUGAAGGUUUUUUGCCAGAAAAAAUAUCGUAUUAGUCAUGGAUCUGAGAUUUCUACGCAUGCAUAAUCGUCUUGCACUUUCAAGAAUAAUCUAGCGAAGUAUUAAUAUGGUAAUUUAAUUAGUUCUAAGUGGAAAAUAUUUAAUAGUGACCUAUAUGCCAUCUCGUACUAUUAGUACAAUUGUUUUGCAAAUUAAGAGGGUGUUAUAAAGGGCAAUUUUUUAUUUCGGCCUGUUUUGUUUGACAUCUACCCUCCCUAUUCAAAAAUUUCUCAAGGGUCAUACAGUGUCAUCACUUGCCAGGCCAUGAAAAUAUAUUCCUCUUGAACUCUUCCUGACAGCAAAAUCCAAGAAUAAAAAUUUCCUGUAUAAGUCAAAUAUAAAACAUGCAACAUAUGUAGAUUUCAGAGAAUAUAUGGAGCUGCACAGUGUGAUAGAUUUCAGCGCAGUCAAGACAAUCUCAACUUACAAAAUGCUUUUGGAAUUUUUACAAUGAGAUGACAAAAAUGUAUAUAUAUAUAUAAGAUGACAAAAAUAUCCUGCAAAAUAAAACAUAAUUUCCUGUGAAGAUAUUUUGUUACAAAUUGCAAAAAUUCAUUCUUCUAAAGCUUAUACAGGUACAGUAUCUCUAGAUCAUCAGGCCUUAAAAUGUUGGUCAGAGAACUGUCUGACAAAAUGUUCGAUGACUUUGAGUCCAAUCAGAUGUAUGUAUUGUGAUGUCUGAUGGAAAUAAAUAUGAAUACAGACACAAAUUAAUAUCAGCACAAUUUGGAAAAGUCAUUUGAAUCUUGGCAAUGAAUUUCCAUAUCCCACGGUGAUGAAAACCCUGCACUUGAUUACACAUUUCCAGUUCACGUUUUAUACAUUACUCUGAUUCUCCAUUUAACAUGUACAAGCCUCUAGUCCUGUACUAGGGUACAUUUUGAUUAACGUUGGACUAAGUUACAGCUAGGUCUGACACUAAUUCACUCGGGUCGGACAAACAUGUGGUUUCACUUAGGUCAGACAGAAUAUCCAGUGGUUUCCUCUCUACCUACAUCAAACAAUUUUAGGAAUGGGUUGAAAUAUGUCUGUGACUGACAUACUGACAUACAGUAUAUUUUAAGGCCUACAGGUACAUAUAGUUGGUAGUUUAAGACAUCUCAUUAUUACCAAUUUUAUUUCUUCAGCAUUGAAAAUGAAUCCAUUCCACGAGAACAAGCAGAGCAAAUGCUUCAAGAUUUGAUCAAUGACAUGAGUAAGCUAGAAAAAUUUUAUCUUUGGAAACUUUUAAUAAUUAUUAUUGUAAGACUUGUCUAUUUUGUAAAUUCAUCACUGUUUCACUGUAGAUGAUCAGAAUUUUGAUUCAAUAAAAUAUGCAUCGUACAGAACAGGAGCCAAGCUUUCCUUUAUAAUGUCAAAAACUAACUGUAAGUAAUUCAAAAUAGUGGUACAUAAACUUGUUACUCCAAAUUCUGCGGUACUUAACUGAUUCAUGCUGGAAGUUAAGCUCAAAUUGCACAUUUUAGCGAUGUGGGUAAUUCCAUGGUAGUGAUGACAUUUUUUGAAAAAAAAAUUGUCAAAAAUUGUCAGAAGCUAUUGGAAGCAAUUCUGAACUGAAAUGUUAACUGAUGCACUUUAUAUGUAACACAAGUUACAGUAUGUAACAUGAGUCACGUAACAUGAGUCACUUGUGUUAUGUAGCAAUCCUUACUAUUGUAAUCCAAAAUAUGAACUUUCUUUGUGUUGGUAGUUUGCCUAACAUAUAGUCUGUAACUUGAUAGACAUUGUAUGUUUCUCUUUCCUAUGGGUCCCAAACAGCCACCAAUCUUAUCAUGUUAUAAUCAAAUGUUUAAUUUGUACUGUGAAUCAGUAGCUUACCAUUAUUUGCACCCGCAUGAAAAAAUGUGACAGAAAAGAUAUAUUAGUUAUACACCAGAUCAAAAUGACUCUGAUAGUUUGGUUCAGAAUUUAACAUGAGUCACCAUGGAAUUACCUUUUGGGCUUUUGUUGAGUUGACUUGUCGCUCUUUGCAGCAUGCCACAUUGUACUGUACUGACUCGAAUCCUAGUCAGUGUGUUGUUAGCCAAGCAGAUUUAAGAAUUGGCCAUGCGUUAUGAUUGAUACUUUUAUGUGUUUAUAUAUGUCUUGUAUGCAUAGUCAAAACAGUUCUGAGGAAAUUUUAAACAUUUUUGAAUUAGCAUGACUGUCACAUAAUUUUCCUGCAAGCACGACAAGUUAACUUGCUCUCCUUCCCUCGCCCAUUUGUUUUAUUUACUCGUGUUUUUACUUGUUUUACUCCUUACAGUGCAAAACAAGUUACAAUGUGUUACAGAACUGUACAAUGCGAGUUGACUUGUGGCAAGUCUAUGUUGCACUUAAUUUUAGAGAAAUUCCAUUGUAGUGCAGUUUGGUAGAACAAAUUUUUUAUCAUUUUUAUUUGACAGUGAACCUCGUAGAUAUAUACAACAUGAUAGAAGCAUUCAGAGAAAAUGGCCUACAUAUAUUAGAUCAUGACAGUGAGAUUCAUGAAUCAAGAUUGGAAGCUGUUCUAUCCAGUAUAUUUUAUGCAUUAAAUAAAAGAAUACCUUCAACUACUGAUAUUGAUGUUGAAAGGUGUAUUGCCCUUGUCAAGCACUGGCUGCUUUAUGCCUAUGACAGGUGUGUGCCCAUUGAGUCUCAUUGCGCCCUGGUGCACCCGACUUUAUUAUUUUACUCUGUCUAAUGUCAGACGAUUUGCUCAUCAAGGGGAGAGUGCUGGUGCUUAAUGGGUUAAAAUACUGUAUAUUAGAGCUACUCCCAAUUAUCGAUUGAUUAUCAUCUUUUUUUUCCGCAAUUGAUUAUACUAAUUAAACAAUAAUUGGAAUAAUCGGAUCAUCUAUGUCCAGUAUAACAUUUAAGUUUUAUAACAUGUUGAGUCGUUUGGUUUGCAUAGCUUUUAAUGGCACAUGUCAAAUUUUAAUUGCUCAAUAUGACUAAUCGAUUGGUAAUAUUGAUUAAUCAAUUAUGAAAAUGAGCCGAUUGGAGCAGCUCUACUGUAUAUCAACUUAAAAUUUGUGAUGGUGGUUUCAUGAUGAUGGUGGUGGUGAUAAUGAUGUUAUGACGAUUAUUGUGGUGAUGAUUAUGAUGGUGAUGAUGAUGGCGGUGAUGACUAAUGAUGCGGGUGAUAAUGCUAUAGUGAUAAUUAUUCUCAGUGGUAAUGAUGAUAAUGAUGACAGGUGAUGAUGAUGAUAGUUUUGAUGGUAGUACUGCAGUGAGGAUGAUGAUGAUAUUAGUGGUGGUGAGAAUGAUGGUAGGCAGUUGUGUAUUGAAAAAAAUCGAUACUGAUCGAAAUCGAAAAAAAUAUCGACUAUAUCGAAUUAUGCAAAUGAGAAAACGUAAUUUAGUCAACUUGCAUGUAUACGCAUCACAAACAGUUAAAAAGAAGUGCAUGAAACCAGUCAUAUAUGGUCGGUAGUAUGUCUCGGAGAUUUAUUAACAACGGUUUAUCCAUCAUCUCGAACUUCGCUUUUAAUUUCAAUUGCCCGCGCACUUGUAUCAUAAAUUCGCAAUUGCCGCCAUACAUACGUUGUCUGAACUUCACGUUGUCUAAAACAAUAAUUGCGGAAUAAUCGGAGAUUAAGUUGUUUAGUUAAAACUUUCGAUAUUUUCGAUAUAUACGAAAAAUUGAAUAUCGAUAUUUUUGAAAUAUCGAUAUUUAUCGAAAAUAUCGAUAUAUCGCAAUUGCCUAAAUGAUGGUAGAAUGAUGAUCUGAUGAUGGUGCUCAUUGUGCUGAUAAUUAUGAUGGUGGUUAUUGUGAUGAUGAUGAUGGUGGGUUUGACUGACACCUACCACAAAUGCCGCUGGGUUAAUCGAACUGAAUGGUGGUGCUGGUGAUGCGAGGAUAAUGGUGGUGAUGUUGAGGGGCGUGAUGAUGAUGACAGUGAUCUUACAUUGGCUAUUUUAUUUUAGUGAUGCUAAUGAUAGAAUAAGAGUGUUAUUUGUGAAGGCAUCGCUUUCUAUGUUGUGCUCAGGACGGCAAGUUGACAAGUUAAGAUGUGAGUUCAGUUGUUUGGUACAAUUAUUACAAAUCUAGGUCUACAUGUAAUUUGACCACCUCAAACACGCACUGCAUCAUAAUUUAACUUCUUGUAUUUAGAUGUUUUUUCUCAAGUGUCUGAACAAAACGGCAAGUUAAAUUUCACCAAAUUUGAAGGGUACUUAAAAGAAAUCCUCAAGGUAUAUUAAAUUUUGUUAUCAUUUUCGAAAUCUAAUCUUCGUAGCUUGGGUUGACAGUUUCUUCUUAAUUGUCAGCUUCCAGAGGCAGUUGGUGAAUCUCCCACAUUUGGUUUCAAUGAGGAUGUAGUGAAUUCAUUCUUCAGACCUACUGGGGUAGGUAUACAGUAUGCCAUGUAUAGUUUGAUAGCUUUGCUAUACUGUAGAAUUUUGUCAAGUACAGUUUAAUGUAUAGGACAGUAUGUUAUCUAAAUAUCGACAGAGAUUGCCUCAUUUGUGUGCUUGGAGCCACAAAAAUGAUUGAAAAUGUGCAUUUAAAAUGUCUGCAUGUAAAAUACAAAAUGAUAACAUUUGGGCCAUGAAUUAUAUAGUCAGGUGACUCAGCUCUCUCGAUCCUUUAUGAAUUCAUGCAUUUUCUUCAAUAAAAUUAGCUACAUACUAUAUUGAUGAUAAUAAUGACUAUACUCACCAUAUCUACAGUAUUUGUCUGGGAAUUUUGAAAUAAGCUACUGUACUAAAUUGAUAAUUAUUAUGUUUAGAGUUACUUGUACAUAACUGAGAGUUUUGACUUUUGAUUAUUUGGUUCAAUAUUUGACCAUUUCCAUAUCAUUUGAAAUAUUAAAACUCGAAAACCUUCACAGUUAAUUGAUAGAAAUAUUGUAACAAUAUUUUUUAAGUGAAUGCGAGUUAAAGUGUGUUAUAUUGUAAUUGACAAUUGUAUUAUAAUUUUGUAAAUGCACUGUACAGCAUACAGUAAACAAAGGAAAUAAAAUGUACACUGUAUGUAAUUACAAAUGUAUACUAUAUGCACAUACAGUAUAUAAGAUAUAAUAUUUUUUUUGUCUUUUUGUAGCCUCUACGACAAGACGCAACAACCUUAGAACAUUUUCUUGACUGUAUUCUGGCCAGUGAUCCUCCACCAUCGUUGUUGUGGCUUACAGCUUUUCAUAAAAUUGUACAUGCAUCAAGAGGUACAGUACGUUGUUUUAUAUCCUCCAUUUACAGCAAUUAUUCCACCCAACAAUUGCUACCAUGCAGCGAGGGGAAAGUCGUUGAUUUCAAUCACGUACAAUUUGUGGUUUUGAUCGACACCUUGCCUGUCUUACUCUUUCAACACAGUCUUAAUUACAAUAGAAAAUAAAGGUGAUAACACCGAAAUUAAUCUAGAUCAUCGCCAAUUAUUAUUUGUGUAUAAUACAGUUAGUACUGUAGGUCUUUGACAGACCAAUACCCUUUGGGGCUGUAAAUUUCCCGUUUGUAAUACAAAAUGACUGAAAAACGGCAAACUUCACAAGGCUAUAUUAUCCGCAUUUUACAACAUUUCGCAACGAAACUUUGGAAUAUUACUAAUUUUUGUCUAGACUUGUUUAGAUCAAAAUUUAGUCUAUAAUGCAAAUGGUCCAUUAAGACUGUGUUGAAAGAGUAAAACAGACAAGAUGUUGAUCAGAACCACAAAUUUAUCGAACUUUUCCCUUGCUUCGACCAAGAGACUUUCAUAUAAAUCACGUACACCUUCAGAAAAAUGAAGAGAAAAACCCGACAAAAAGUCACAAAUGAAAAAAUUUAAAAGUCACAAAAAAAGAAACACAAAACAAAAAAGUCGCCUAAAAAGUCCAAUGAUUUUUUUUGUCUCGUAAUCGUAUACAUUUUUAGGUCUGAUUUGCCCCUCGCCAUGUACAGUGUUGUUUUGUAUAGUUUCUGAAUCAGUAUUAUUGACACUACUUUACAAUUUUCCCAACCAUCUCUAGUGGUGAUUGAGAUGUAUCUUGUGUUUUUUAUAUAGCCAAGCAUGAUGUUGCUUGUAAAGUAUGCAAGAAAUCUCCGUUCAAAGGUCUACGGUAUAAAUGUCUUCGCUGCGUUGGCUAUACUUUAUGCCAGGUACAAAGAUCUUCAGUUUCACGUUGAAAUAUUGCAUGUACGAAAAUAUUCUUUCUUCGGUGUAAAAUUACAUUUCUAGGAUUUCAUGAAUAAAUUUUAUUUCUAGGAUUGUUUCUGGAGAGGAAGAGUAGCUGGAAGUCAUGCUGCUGAUCAUGAUACGAGAGAAUAUUCAACUUGGGUAGGUUAACUCUUGAUCUUUAAUACUGUAUGUUGUACAGUUAUGUGUAUACUGUGAAAACAAAUUAGUUGAAUUGGUCAUUUGGGUGCACCUGAGGGAAUUGGUUGAAAACAUUUUUUUAUCAAAUUUAUCAGUAUGUUUUGUUUAAUUAAUGGUUAAUUUUAACACAUUUUAAACAACCAUGCCUUAACAAUAUUAUUGUUGAAAUUGUUGAAAUGGGUAAAAUGGUUGAUUGGUUGGGUAAACUGGCUGUCUCGCAUCAUGUUUACCAGUUUUUGAAAUGGGUAAAAAUUUAACCAAUCAAUUUUUACAGUGUAAUGAAUAUAAAUAUUUUGUAUUUGAUAACUUAGUUUGCUUAGGAAGGCCAGUAAGAGAACAUUUGUAUUAAAAAAUAUUUUUAAUGUUUUUCAGAAUGAAGGUGAAAAGGGAACUCGACUUUCAGCUGGCAAGAUAUCAGAUCCCUUGCCACCCAAAGUACCAGACUAUCCCGAAGAACCUAACCCUGAUCAGACCAUGGAUAUGACACAUAUUGUGUAAGCUCUUCGAACCUUCAAAUUUUCGUUAGGAACAGGGCUCAAAAGAAUGGUCACGGUAAAUGACCGGUGACAUUUUUAUGGUCAAAUUUGUUUGAGGUUGGUCAUUAUCUCCGUACACACUCAGGUGACUUCGGUAUUACUGUACAUACAUCUACUAAGACUUGAGACGAAAUCUCGUUUGACCUCAUCACACACGAUGGCCGAUCACUUUGACCACUGGACCAGUGUCUUGUCCAAAGUUGUUUUGAUUUCUAAAGAGUCGCCACUAAUUCUAAAUUUCAACUUGAAUUUUCUUUUACCAGUCCACCAGUCCAGAAUGAUUACUCCGCCAUGAAUGGUGUUUCUCACUCCACACCAAGCUCGUCAGGCAAGCUGAGUGAUCCAGACAGCUCCGAUUCAAGGUCAGUGGUCAGUGGAUGUAGUAAGGCCUAACAAAAUAAUAUCUUGUGGUUCCGGUUUCCCGAUCGACCCUCUUUAUUUCCGCCGACCCUAAUGUUUUCCGACCUACCAUAAUUUUUUCGGGAUAUGAAACCGGAACCAUAUGAUUUUUUUUGUUGGGCCUAAAAAGCACCACUAACUGAGAUAAAUCGUAGUAGAAUGCCUAGCUAUCUAAAUUUACAGUACAGGACCUCAGAACCAGUUAGGGCCGAAUUGAUGACGAAUAUACUGUACGUCAUGUUUAUUCUAUACAAAAUUUUAAUUUUGUUUUUAGGAUGGAUGAUGAGCAUAAACUUAUUGCUCGUUAUGCUGCCAGGUAAGAUUGCUUCCAUAAAACAGACUGAGAUGAUAUCUUUCGAUAUUGAUAUGGAUUUUAACCAGACGUUUUUCUAUGUACUGUACAGUACUAACAAAUGUAACAAUUAAUGUCUUGUUAAUAUUAUUGUUUUGUAGAUUGGCAGAAAGUACUGAUGGAGGGCCAAAUACGAAGAAGACGUCAGCUGAACUCCGGGAAGACCUGGAACAGAAUAAAGCGAAACGGAAAAUCAUUAACGAUUUACAGUCUAAGAACAGGUAUGUCUAUUCUCGUACAGUAUCUGAGUAUGUUUAGUUUUUAUCAAGGAUGGAUCCAGCUUAAUCUGAGGCAGAGAUAGAGUAAAAAUGUGGUUGUCGUGAACUAAUGGGGGCAGGGAAGCGUGUUCCAUACAUUAACAGCCCUGACAUAGAAGCUGUUUUGAAAGCUUACAGUUUUGUACUUGGACGCAUCAAAUAAAAUUCCGUUGGUUGCAUUGGCAUUCCGUGUUUCUCGUACAAGAACCUUCGUAAAGAUGUUACUGUCAAAGUCGAAAAUGAUGGACUUGUAAAGAUACACCAUAUGUAAGAUGGACGUUUAUGUCUGAUGUAAAAAAUGCAUAUUUAUUGUACUUUACAGGGAAAUACUGGAGGAGAUUCGAAACCUUCGCGAAGUACGUGAGGCUGCCGCUGACCAACCAAACGGUACGACUACAGACCCAGCUCAGAUGGAGGAACUGAAGGGAUUACGUCAGAAGAAAGAUGAACUUGAGUUACGGAUGAGCGCUCUUCAGGAGACUAGGAAGGAGUUAAUGUCGCAGUUGGAAGGACUGAUGAGUAUUUUGAAGGUUAGUGUCAUGUGUGUUCUGGAGUUUUGAAACUCAAUCUUUUUCCGUAAUAAUAUUUUUCACAAUAUGCUUUGAAAAAGUUUGCCAAAUGUGAAUAAUUAACUGUAAAAGGAAGAAAGUACGUACUUGAUCGUCGUGUAUUUUUUAACACACCAGUAAAACAUGUUUUAAAACGGCUAUAUUUUUGCUCGAAAGUGCUGUCGAAAUGCGGGAAAUGUUAUUUCAUAGAGGCAAAUUCAGAAAUUUUCUGGGGUGGAUGGAAGUGGGUUUUAUAUUUCUCCUUCUAAAACUCCGAGAAAAAAAAAACGAUGGUAGACGAAAAUGCUUGUAUUGAUCCCUGAAUGUCACACCAUUGUAUCGCGUUUUUUAUCUUACCCAGAAUCAACAAAUAACGGUAAAAAUACCUUGUUCGGUACAUUUCCAAUAAGAAUCAGAUCAAAGAUGCAAGGAUUCUCAAAGGAUGGUUUAAGUAUGCGACGGAUUACAAAAAUACUGUACUUUUCCAGAUUUAUAUCAAUACGUGUAUUUGGCUUAUAAAACGGCCGCCAGUAGGAAUUUGAGCCCGCAAUACCAUGGUGUGACACUAAUCCUUUAAAGCUAACCAUAAUAUGGUUGUAUAAACCUCUAUCUGGUUAAUAUGUACUGUACUAUUUACAAUAUGAGCGGCCGUGUUGUAUCGGAUAUACAAACUCGAACCGAAGGCUUGUGAAACGUCAUGACGAGAACAUUCGUAUUCUUCAACAAUUUAAAAUAAAAUGUUUAAAGAUGAUGUCCACUCCAUUUUGCGCAUCAGUUCUGCUCAUAACAAAGGGGGACCCCCAGAUAUAAACAUUGCCCAAAUUUUGCAUCUUUCGAACUUUUUUGAAUUGAAACGUACAGUUUAUAUUCAUUUACAAUAGGCUGGAUCGAUAUCGCAAAUACCGAAUACCGAUAUACCGCCAUCAGAAUACCGGUAAAUACCGGUAUUCCGGUAUUUUUAACGUGUUUCUUUUUAAGCCAAACUGAAGUGCUGACCGUCAAGAAAAAUCAAGUUUUGACAAAAUAUUAAUGUAGCACAUACUGUUAUUAGUGCAAAUGUCACAAGAUUUGCAUUAUCAAGCUAUGUUAACAAUUAACAGCGCUAAGCGGCAAUUAUUAGUAGGGCGUCGAAGUGUUGAAUCAUUCAGAAAAAUAUUCGUUUUGUAUAUAAAUUCAGAUAGUGUUUCAGUAAGUUGCUAAUAGUUAUAAACAUAAAAAACGUUGCAUUUUUAAAACUAACACAUAAACAAGUUAGCAAGCAUGUAAAAAAAACUAGAAAAGCCUGAAAAGGUUUUCGCUGCUUCGCAAAUGCUAGUACUUCCACCUUCCAAAUCAAAGUUUUCUUUUUUGUCGAAAUUUUCCUUUAAAAAUUUCGCCAUUUUUAUCACAAAAUAAGGACCUUUUAUAUUUCCGAUUAAGGCGAUUUAAUAAACAAGACGUCUGGUAUUGCUAAACCAAAGCCGCUAGAACUGUAAGAACAAAAUCAUGCAUCUGUGAGUAUUAACUUUGCUUUCUAAACGUGAUUGUAAGCAAAUUUGACUUGAAAUAGCGUUUCAUUUUGGUAUUAGGCAGCAAAAUACCGAAAUGUCGGUAUAUCGGUAUUUUUAAAUUGUCAAUAUCGCCAAACCGGUAUCUAAACAAAUACCGGUAUAUCGGAUAUAUCCGGUAUAUCGAUCCAGCCUAAUUUACAAGCAUGGCGAACCAGAAAAGUGUUAGAUAUUCAGUUAGUACAGUAUAUCAUAUUUUGCAAAUACAGCAGUUCAAAACGUAAAGAAAGUUCGCACAUGUGCACAGGAGUGGACAUCGUCUUUAAUAUUUGGUGAGAAAAUUGAACUUAAAGUUCAUGCAAGUCAUCAUGAUUUUGUAUCAGAUAUACAAACUCCUUCACGCUCAUGAUUUCUUUUGUGUUUUCUUGAAAUAUUCCAAUUAGUAUACAGGGUGUAUAAAAAAAAGCGCAAUCCUCGACUGAAAUGUAAAUUGCUAAAGAAAUAAUAGACGAAAACGUUAAAGUUUACAUUCAUUUUAAAGCGUAGCCAUUCAGCUUUCUAACAGUAGGUUGUUUCUUAAAUUUGACUCAUUGGUUCGCGGGUAAUAAUACUUUACGUUAUUGCGAUUGGAGAUUAAAAAAAUUGAGAUGGAAUAACAAAUCGUUCUCAUGAAAAUAACUGAUUUUUUCAUUAAAACAAAAAAUGUUGCAUUUUAAUAAAUGGAUUGUAACAAUAAGUAUAAUUACGGCUUUUCUUCCACUAUUUUUAACACAGUUUGAAACUUCAAAUGCGAUAUAAUUUUGGCUUGGACCAUCUAAGCUGACUGACAUCAGCUUGCUAUAAUUUCUGUUUACAUUACAUCGCAAUUCGAUGACACUCUGGCUCAGACACCAGAAUGUUUUGAUUCUAUGAUUUUUAGCAUUCGUGUAGGAUUUUCAAACAACCUGGUCUCUUUUAAAAUACUUUUAAUUUGUUCUUACGUGGUUUUCCAGAUGUAGUGACGACAACAUUAAAGUUUAAAGAAGAAAAUUCUAACAUUUAAACCGACUAAACAAUAACAUAGUAAACUUGCAUAAUUAAACAGCAACUAAAAAUGAUAGGUUUUACUAAAUCUUUUCCUGUGCAAUUAUUACUAGCAUUGGAGACAAGGAUAAUAGUUUGUUUGAAAGAGAAAAGAACAGGCUUUGAAGUAAGCCUAAAAGCGUUUAACUAGAAAUAGUAUUUCGAAAGUUAUUAAUCACAAAAGAUGAAUUGCGUUUAUUUUGAUACACCCUGUAUAAUAUUUAUUUACUUUUAUAACUGUAAUUAUAGUGUAUUGUAUAGAGCGUCAAACACAGAGAACAACGUGGAUUAAUGGUGUUCAAAUUAUGAAUGUUUUUUCUGCACUUUUUUAUUGUCACACCCUUUAGUGUAAUAUAAAGUUCAGCACUUUAAUUAAUUUUUUUUUAAAUUAUAUUAUUAUUUAUGGGUGACAUUGACUGCAUUAGUUUAUUUUGUAUACAAACGUUUACAUGGAUUCAUGAAAUUAUCCAAUGUUGUUUAAUACAGUUUGUUAUUUUCUGACCAUUGCCUCACCAUAAAUGAAACAACCUUAAAUUACUGUAUUGAAUGUACAGUAGAUCCCUAUAAUAUAAUAUAAACCACGAAAUCUUUCGAGUUUUCGUCACCAUUAAUCUGCACUGUUCUAUGUGUUUCAACCAAAUCUUCCUAGAUUAAACUUUAUCCUGAUUCAAAACAACCAUUAAUCCACUCUGUUCUCUGUGUUGUAGGCAGAGCAUCUUUAGUCUUGGGGGAAGAUGGACUCUUAGUUUUGCGAACUUUCUCUCCACGCAAUUUCCCGUGGAUAUUUUGGAAGCUAUUUUAUGAAGCCUGAGGCGAAGAUGUUAUAAAUAUGUAGGAAAUUAUCGAUUCAUUCGGUGGCAUAAUUAGAAAAAGCGGUUAGCGUGCUUUUAUAUAGUAUAGUAUAAACAACUAAACUCUCAGAUAAUUGUAACUCGUACUAAUAGCUUUUUAACCAAAAGGCCUAACAAAAAAUAUAGUCUGUGCCUACUGUAAAAUUACUUGAGAUUGAUGGGGAUACAACUUCGCUCAAAACGUCGAAGAUAUCCUUGUAUUUUUCAGGUAGUUGUAUCCCUAUCAAUCCGAAACCUUUUAACAAAAAUAUCUUGUGGACCCUGUUUCCCGACCGACCCCCCUCUUUUUUCCGACGAUUCCUCUAAAAUUCCUUCGUUACGAGUAAACACGAAAGACUUUGCCAAAAUCUAACCAAUGUUAAGCAAAAAAAAUUCAAAAAAAUUUAUUUCUUAUCUGCCUACAAAAUUUUUUCAGGGUACUGUAUAUGAAACUGGGACCAUAGCAUUUUUUGUUAGGCCGAAUGAAAAUGUUUUAUGUUCAUGUGUUGAUAGUUUCUUAGUUAGACUGACAGGAAGUAAAGUGAAUAAGGUGAGAACGUACCCGUCGAUGGUUUUCUUAUGAAAAACCUUACACUCUAAAAACAUCGUGGUUAAAAAUUUUCUGGUUAAUCCAAAAUUGACCCUCGGAUAACUUAAUGUUCCAGGUUAAAUUUUCUGGUAAAUGUGACCACAGUGGAUGCUGGUUGAUAUGAUUGCUAUCGUGGCUAAUAUGACCAACCAGGAUUGCCGGUUAAUUUAACCAUAGUUGAUAAAACACAAAACAAUAGACACUCCGAAAAUUGUAAACAUUUACAUUUUUUACGUUUCGGCUAUAAUUUUCGUCAGUCUUCUUCUGAAGAUGACUUAAAGUAUAGUCAAAACGUAAAGAAUGAAAAUGUUUACAAUUUUCGGAGUGUCUGUAGUUUUGUGUUUUAUUAAAAUACUUACAUGGCAAACGCCAUUUUUGGCCUAUGGUUGAAUUGACCUGAUUAUGUUGGGUGGACUAUUAACCGAGAAUUCAUAAUCCACCUAACAUCAUAUAGCUGGUUAAAUUAACCACGAUAGUGAUCAGGCUAACCAGGGUUGUGUUUCAAUUAACCAAGAAAUUUAACCACAAGAACAUUAAGUUACCUCAAACAUGGUUCAUUUUAGAUUAACCAGGAAAUUGUUAACCAGGGUGUUUUAGUCAAAGCAGGGCGUUUAUAAGGUAUCUUAUAAACGCCCUGGUCAAAAUUUGUUUUAGGAAAUAGAGCUAAUUAUGGUGGAAAAUGUCCGACAAUAGCAGCAUUGCCAUUUGGGACUCUUUUAGGGCUUGCUACGGUUAUGUUUCAGUAAAACAAGACAACACAUUGAUACAGUAAUCCAAAUGACAUUAUUUUUAUUAAUGAAGUUUCUGUCUGGUUGUACUCAAUAUUGAUGUCGCUAUUGUUCGGACAUAAUCUUUUUUCAUAAAAUGGCAUUUAAACCAAACAGGACCUAGGUUAUGUACCGUAUAUUAAUUAAUGUGGUAUAUUUUACGCAUCAUAUACGUUUUAAAUUUAGCAUUUUAAUUAUGUCGAGGUGGAUUACUGUGAUAACAUAUAGUAGAGAAUUUUAGAUUUAUAUAAAGAAUAUUUUAUAGGUUUAUAUUUUGUAUUAGUGUUGGCUCAUUUGAAGUUUUUUUGCAUGUUUGCAUGCAUGGCGAUUUCACAGUCGACGAUAAAGGGCUCUAAAGGAGAUAUUUCGUUCACGAAAACGAGGCUGUAUAGCCAAGGGUAUGUACCCUCAGGAAGGGUGCAUUGCAACCUCCCCAAUUCGCCAUUCCGAAGUUCACGAGGAGACUGGGACGCAGUAUAUUUAAAAGUAACAAGAUGCAACCUCGUGCCCAGGGCUUUUGUCUGGGUACGAGUUUGUAAUAAAAUGAAGAAAUAAGUGUUUGAAACAACCCUUUUCUGUUAAUUCCAAGCCUGUCGCUUGCAACAGGUUGAGCAGGCAUCUACACUUAACGUCUUAUUAAUACGGGGUAUGUAAAUUGGAGCGGUUAUAAGCAAUAACCAUUCCAAAUCCAAAGAGAUGCAAGCAAUUUUCAAAUACUCUUUUGAAAGUUAUUGAAUCACACUUUUAUUAUACGAAACUUGGACUGCGUGCGAUAAAGAUUGUACACGAAGUUGAAUAAUGGAGGUGACAGGUAAAACAAUACGUGCAGUACCCAAUCUGUCACAGGUAAAAAAUAAGGAACAUUUCGAACGCUGAAAGUCCGGAAUAUCAAAAUGAAAUAAAAAAUAAAACUGCAGUUGGCAGAUGCAGAUGAACUAUAUAUCCUCAGUCUCCUAAUCAGCUGGCUCAACAGUGAAUCCAUUGAACCUAAGUUAAUAAAAUAUUAACUCUUAUCAUUCCAACUGCAGUAAAUUUUAGAAUGCAAGCUACCUUAAUAGUGAACCUAAUAAUAGUUUGACAUUUCAACAGUAAAAGGCGUAGGAAUGUACUCGCAUUUCUGAAUGUUUUGACACAAAUACACGGCACGUUUUUUUCGGGCGAGGGAAAGCAUCCUAGGUUUAGGUAAUACUGCACGAAGCUCGUUCUUGUCAAAUUAAAACAUAAACAACCCAAGCUUGCAACGCAUCAGCAAAAGUCGGGCAAAAAGUAGUCAAAACAAGAAAAUCUCUCUUAAUAAUAACCCCAGUUUGUUGGGCAAACAAAGCCAGUUGGGCAAUUUUCGCUUCACAGUCGGGCAGUAUUUGUUUUUUGGAAAUAUGUCAAUUUGUCCGAAAAAUUUUUUGACCCCUAAAAUGGUACACUGACCGAAAUUUUUUUGGCGACCGGGGGGGGAGGUCGCCAAAAACAAAUUUUUCCGGAACAAAAAUUUUUUCGGCACUAGUCGGGCACAAUCCGAAAAAGUCGGGCAAAUUUCUUUCUGCCCCCCCCCCCAAUUUUUUGCUUCCCUUACGCCUAUGUGACUUCACAUGCACUCGUCCACCAAACAGUUCCAUCAUGAAUAUUGUACCCGGACCAGCCGGCUCAUGGUUAAAAUUUAACACAUUGUUUUGGUUUUUCUAUUUCAUCAGGUUUUUGCAUUUCUAUAUCUCAUCUUUUAUUCUAACGCCCGUAUUCUAAAAGCACACUCACUCAAUAAGUGGAAGUUUAAUCUGAGCUUCUCUUGAGUGUCAUUGCUGUUUUUGAAUAGCUGGAGGGUUAGUGUCAUACCUUACUAUGUGACUACUUACCUUCUAGCUAUUCAAAAUCAGCAUUGACACUCAAGAGAAGCUCAGAUUCAACCUCCAGUCAUUGAGUGUGAAUGAGCUUUCAGAAUACAGCCAUAAGAUUAUAGACAGAUCUGAUGAUUGGUCCUUAUUGCUUUUUAAAGAAUCUGAACUCAAUCAUAAAACUAAGGCGUCAAAAGCCCCAUAAUAUUUAACUACUUCUUCCUCUCUUCUAUAUGUUUGGAUAUAUAUCAAACUACUUCAAUCUUCACCUAUAAAUAUCGUUAUGUAACCUAGUAUCAUUCCUGAUGAUGACUAAAACAUAGCCGAAAGCUAGAACAAUAUAUAUUAAUGGUUUUUUUCGGAGUUACCGUCGUUUUGUAUCUUAAUUUCUGUUUAUUCUAUCUCAAUUUUCAGGCUGGCUCACCCAGAACGCGUUCCACUCCCAAUUCACCGUCGACUGUCCCCAGGAAUCCCGACUAUAACAUCCGCUCUUCACCCGAUCAGACCCCAGGCCACUCCUCGGUUCACGGCAAAGUUCACCCAAGUCAUCAAGGAAGAAAUCUUCGAAAUGAUCUAAUGCAUGCCGCUGACAAUGUCACCAACGCAAUGUCGUCGCUUGUUAAUGAACUCACUUCAGGUAAAUAUAUAGAUCAGUUGAUCUGACAGGGAGGAAAAGGGCCUGGGGCUAGCAUCCAAAAUCCGAGUAUAAAUACAUUUCGCUGUAUAUAUGCCCUUCGUGAAACUAUUUGAAACUUAACUGGGAUAGAAAAAGCAAGUCCACAAAAGUAUCGCAAUAAAAUGUGUCUAUCGUUCAAAGGCUUUCAGAAAUUAUUAACGGGGUAGGGCGGUGGGCGGUUGCCCCCUCCCCCUCCCCUAGUGCCUGCCACUGAUUUAUCGAUAGCAUAUAUAAUGUUGGUCUGAAUUUAAGCCUUGCGCGUGCUUACUAUAUUUGAAAGUUGUAUGAAAUUCAAUCCUGAUGUCAGUAAGAAUUUCAAAUAAUUGAUUGAAAUGAUCGAUUAAUGAUUAUCUUCAGAAGAUGAUGAUGACGAUAUGAACAACAAUAUCAGGUCUAAUGGGAUGCCACCAAUGAUAACCGCUGACCACACAAGUCGUCCUAUCCCAGCCGAGGGAUGAAUCCAUAAGAUUCCUGUGACAGAUGUCAGCUACGUAAGCUUUUUUGUAUGCAUAUAUUAUCUGUGUUAUCAUAUCGUUAUUUGUUUUCUGUUAAUAAACGUUUGCAUGACAGAUCUGCGUCAAUACACCCUUCCAUAAACUACAGUACUUAGCCUUGAUUAUAGAACCCCGUUUUCGGAAUUGAAAUAUCGGGCUUCAGCCCCAAUAUUUUGUUGAUACUUAAAUUAUAUAAAAAUUUUCGGAUUGAUAGGGAUACAACUACCUGAAAAAUACAAUUAAGGAGAACUCGACGUUUCGAGCGAAGGCUCUUCAUCGGAAAAUUUUGUUAUUUUCAAUAGACAACUUGCAUGUUAGACUAAUUUUUUAUCUGGGCAAAAAAAGUAAAUUCCCCUAAAGAACUUAUUAAAAGUAGUAAAAUUGCAAAAUUUGGUUACGAAAUGUUGUAAAAUAUGGAAUAUUUUGCCUUGCGAAGUUUGCAUAUUUGUAUUACGUGCGGAAAUUGUUACCAUUUUUGAGCCGAAAAUAGUAACAAUUUCCGCACGUAAUACAAACAUAUACAAAAUUUGCACAUUUUGCAAGACUAUAUUUUCCAAGCUUUACAACAUUUCGCAACCAAAUUUUGCAAUUUUACUAAUUUCAUUAUGUUCUUUUUAGCUGUGGUGUUUGAUCCCCUUCCCUUUACUUACAUUAAAAUUUAGUCUAACAUGCAAGUUGUCCGUUCCCGACCCCCGACGCUACUAACUUCCCGACGAUGGGCCUUUGCUCGAAAUGUCGAAGUUCUCCUUGUAUUUUUCAGGUAGAUGUAUCCCUAUCAAUCCCAAGCUUUCAAAUUGUAUAAAAGUGUUUUAUAUUAUCUAAUACAACUGUGCGAUUUCGUAAAUGUUUCACCUGUAACAAGAUAUUAUAAACGGCUUUAAAUCCCGAAAACGAGGCUCUACAUACUACAACCAAAGCUAAAUACUUGUUAAAUAUUGGUGUAUUUUGAGUGUUCUAUUUUUAAAGGACACUGGAUGACAGUAAAAAAAUAGUUUGUCUCAUUUGAAAGAGCUUUUAAAAUAAUAAAGACUUCAUAUAGCUUUUUCAUAUCUUGCUUAAUUGACUCUUGAAAUAUUUGUCCGCCAUUUUGAAUUAUUCAUGAUAUGCAUGUUGCGACAAGUGGGGUCACGCAAACUUUUAACUAGACAGCCAGUGAUCAAUAUGAGCCAAAAUUGAAUAGAAAUAUUUUUAAAAACUUGAAAGUAAUUUAAGGCUAUUCCGACACUUGACGUCAUCAAAACCGCAGUUAAUGAAGUUAAGAAUUAAUCCAAGAUGGCGGAAAGUUCAUUGUUUUCAGUCAAAAUAUUUCAAUUGUCAUGAAUGUAGGAAAAACCUGCAACAAAAUUUAAUACAUAAAUUUAAACGUUCCGUCAAAUGAGACAAACUAUAUUACCUCAGUUCCAGUGUCCUUUAAUCGAUCAACUCGAACAUUUCCAUCUGAAAAUUGUUCUUAAUUUUUUGAUACUUUGAAGCCAUUUUAGCUCUGUUUAUUGUAUAAUGUACAGACUCAUUGUGUUUUCUGACCCAUAGUCUUAAUUUGCUUAUAAUGAAAGUAAAUGUAGUGCAAUAUUCGCUCUCCAGGGUAUAGCGGUUCUUUUGAAGAUGCCGCAAACUCUUCUCGCGGAGUAAAGAUGACCACUUUGGAUAGCCAAAUUAUAUGUAUUGUACUUAGCUUAGUAUUUCUUUGGAUUUUUUUGGAUAACCUGUUUUAAGCUUAUUACGUUAUAAGGAUAUAUUCUAUUGUUUUAUUUUUGUAUAAAAUGUCUUUGAGUUUUGUAUACACAACGUAUCUUUAAAUAUAUAUUUUGAAAUUCAUACAA